Messenger RNA from Gasterosteus aculeatus aculeatus (three-spined stickleback), 847 nucleotides. NCBI's taxonomy places the organism in Eukaryota, Metazoa, Chordata, Actinopteri, Perciformes, Gasterosteidae. The record is from RefSeq and is a predicted model, not a curated record.
GGCGCUUUCUCCCCCUGGUCACCUUCAAACACGAAGCCCGCUGCGCACACGUGCGCUCACUACGGUGUCCGAGGAGGGACGCGACGGAGCGAAAAUCCUUCCGCCUUUCAGACACGCAUUAAAUAGCUGAAAGUGAUUUAGUUCCAGUCCAAAUGGAGGCUCUCGGCGUAUCAUCCGUUGAGUACCUGAAGGCUCUCUCCACCUUGUUUUCAACUCAGCAGGAUGAUGACGGUGAUGAUGAAGACUGUAAAAACGUGGCUGCUUGUGCAGGUCUGGGUCCCGGACACAUCGGCCCCCCACCCAAAAGAGACAAAGAAGUGUCAACUGUGUGCGGGAAGGAGGACAGCAAAGACAUAUGGAGCGAGGAGGAGGUGGGUGAAGGCUCCCAGUAUGAUGAUCCCGCUGACCCGCGGCCCCCACCUGAGUAUGAAGUAAUCCUGAAGCAGAGUGUGGGGACAGAGGACUUGUUCUUGGGCCUGAACAGAAAGGACCCGUCCUCCAUGUGUUGUGAAGCCAUGCUGGUGAAGAUCAAACUACCAGAGACAGAAGCAACCGAUGUGGUCCUGGACGUCAAAGAAAAGUUCCUUGAUCUGCGGACGCCAAAAUAUAAACUGGGUCUCCAUCUCCCACAUCCGAUCCACAGCCAGGGGGGAAAGGCUCAGUUCUUCAGUGAGAGGGGGGAGCUGGAGGUGACGCUGCCGAUGAAGCGUCCCAUGGACUUCAUCAACAUGCCAUGACCACGAGGACGCCCACGGAGACACGGUGGUUGGACCCUGAUUUUGUGUCUCGUCUUAUUCUACGAGUGUUCAAAUACGGCUUUACAAUAAACAUUUGUCUAAGAAUGCGA